GUUACGUAUGUAUUAGUUUGUUACCAGUUUUGCAAUAAAUUUUAAUUUUUUUUUUAAACAUUUAUACAAAUCUUUUUCACGGAAUAAACACUUUGUUCGCGAAGGUGGUAUUCAAAUCUCGAUGUAAAUGGAUCGUAUUUCGAAUAAAUAAACAUCCACCAGAGAAAGAUAUGAAGUUUGCAUCAUUCACUUGCAACAUUCAUCGAUUCUCUCGCGCUAACACUCGGAACAAUGCAACAAUUAGGUGGGCCUGAUCCUGCUCAACUUGUCGAAAUAUUUCCUACAAACAUCACUGUGGACACACCAUAGAGCCGUUUGGUUUCGUUCUAUCUCUCUCACGAUCAUCAUCGCCACACGGUUGGCAAUGGUGGUGUUACCUUCAGGCGGAAGGGCCGUAGAUAUGACAAUGUGUUUGAAUGUGAAACGUUAACGUUACUUUAUGUAGCGAGAUCUUCAUUCCUACAUAUUAUUAAUAAAGUUAUUUUUUUACCUAAUUUUAGUUAAUUUAUUGUAAGCAUGAGUCAGAAGUUCAGUAAUUCGUUAAGUGAAAUAUUUUACAAUGUUCAAUUCAAUAAAACUUGUCAUCAAAGUAAUUUGAAGCUUUUGAAGAAACAUUACGAGAAGACGGAAUUCCAAGCUUUCUGGAAUUCUUUUGUCCAGAACUUCAGAGUUCCCCUCAGCAUUGCAGAAAAGCAUCCAAGAGUUCAGAACACUUUGGAAUUUGUUGCCAAGUUUGCUGUCUGUUUAUAUACCGUUUCAAAUGAGGAUGGAGAAGAAGAAGAACCGCUGUGCCCUUUCCUCGUUAAAAUGUUCGAUUUCCUUCUAACGAGUCAUAAUGCUACGGAUCCAGCUGUGAGAUUUCGUAUUUGCCAGUUUUUAAAUAUUUUAUUGAAUUCCAUGGGAGACCAGGCAUUUGUAGACGAUGUUCUCUGUGACAAAAUAACUGUUGCUAUGAUGGACCGUUUGCUGGAUAAGUCGCCGAAAGUCAGAGCCCAAGCUAUUUUAGCAUUGCACAGACUUCAAGAUCCAUCAGACGAAGAAUGUCCAAUUAUAAAAAUGUAUAUAUUUCAUGCUUCAAAAGAUCCAAAUGCUGAAGUGCGUAAAGCUGCAUUAUUGAGUAUGGGAAAAAAUAAAAAUACGUUACAAGUGGCAUUAAAACGUACCAGAGAUGUCAAUGAAGGAGUACGUAAAAUGGCUUAUGAAUUUCUUAGCAAAAUUACAGUGAGAUCGUUGACUAUUACACAGAGAGAUCAAUUAUUGAAUGAUGGCCUGAAAGAUAGAUCGGAAAUAGUCAGGAAGUGUGUGGAGAAUAUUUUGUUGCCGUCAUGGCUACGACACUUUAAUGGUGAUUUUAUUGGUUUGGUGAAAGCUCUUGAUGCUGAAAUUGGAACGGAUGUAGCAUCAAUGGCUUUGGAAACAUUAUUUAAGAAGAGUGCAGUAACUACGUUGAUAGAACAAUUGCCAAUAAAUAAAGAAACAAAGUUAAUCCCAGUUGAUAAAUUGACCAGUGAGAAUAUAUUUUACUGGAGGUGUUUAAUAAAACAUUUUCAUCGCGAAUCUUCUGUGGAACAGCUGGAGAUGAUUUUACCAGAAUUAUCCACGUUUUGCACAUAUAUUUCAGAUUACAUAGUAUCAAUAUCAACAGAUCAAAAUGACGCGUGGGUGAAACACAUGCAACAGUUCAUUCAUUUACAAUUGUUCGAGAUUGUAACUACGUAUGAUCUGUCCGAUGAAGUUGGAAGGAAGAAAUUGGAUGAAUUAAUAUGUAAUACAUUGAUGAGCACCCACUGGUCUGAAAAAAUUAUUCAAUGCGUGGUUACACAUUUGCAGAAAGUUAUACCGGAUACAAAUACUAGAGUGGAUGCAUUGGCCAAUAUAAUCAGCGAUAUAAGAUUGCCUCUGAAAGAAGCUACACAGAAUAUACAAAUUUCUGAAAAACAACAGCACGACCUUACUCUGAAAAGAGCAAAACUUAAAGUCAAAUUGUUGGAACUGAAGGAAGAGGAAUAUCAAGCUAUACAGAACAAACAGUAUUUGAGAGCUGAUGAAUUGAAGAACGAGAUCGAUACAUUAAAUGGAGAGAUCAUGAAGUUGUCGGAAGAACCUCAGCUUGUAACAGUUAUGGAGGAAAUGAAGGAGAAAACUGAUUCGGAAACAAUGAUCAAAUGUUUAACCAUAAUAUGCACCAUGAUGCAGUCAGUGACCUCGUUAACACCGACCAUUAGAAGUAUGAUGCAAAUAACACUGGACAGUUUAGACCAUCCAGAUGACAAAGUUCACAUUCUCGCAAUAAAGGCACUCGGUAUUUUUUGUGUACUGGAUAAAGAAGUUGCUAGGAAACACAUUAUGGUGCUGUUUCUGCAAUUCUCUUUGGAACAAGAAAAUCCGGAGAUCUGGACCAUGACAUUGAAAGGAAUUUUUGAUCUCUUGUUAUUUUACGGACUUGAAUAUUUUGAUAUGUUAGGAAGUGAAGAUGUGACUACCAACAGAACUGAAAAAUCACGCACCGUGAGACUGUACACCGAUACUAAUGACGAAAUUUCUGUGUCAUCGGCACAACACUCCAACACAGAGGAAGGCAAUCACAGUUUUAUCAAAAUUUUGACAGGGUUAUUGGACAACACGGAUCAAGGUAUACGCACGAUUGCCACUGAAGGUCUUUGCAAACUGUUACUAAAUCGUCGAAUAAGCAGUUCGAUUUUGUUAUCAAGAUUAAUUCUUCUAUCGUAUAACCCUGUGAACGAUAAUGACUAUUACCUACGGCAAUGUUUGAGUGGUUUCUUCGACAACUUCCUGUUACGAGUACCGGAUGCGCAUCAAAUGUUCGAGGAGGCUUAUUUACCGACGUUACAAGUUAUAUGCAAUGCACCUGAAACCAGCCCCUUGCAGGAAAUUGAUCCUUAUGAAGUUUCCAAAUUCAUGUUGAGCUUAACUAGAUUUAAAUGUAGCAAAUCUGGGAUUUAUUGUCCUCACAACAGUCUCGUUUUCGUUAUAUUGGCGGAAGUAUUGAAUCCAAUGAGCAGCAUUAGCCGCGGGGUUCUUAUUAAAUCCUUGAGAAAUUUACAUUUGGAAUUUGAAGAUAAUGCGACUAAAGAAAAUCUAGUAUCCGCCAUCGAUAAGGUCGCUGAAAUGAUGGUCGAAGACGAUAAACGAUUAUUCAGCUACGUGAAUGAAUUCAAGCGGAAAUUAGAAACUCCAAAUGUUAUCGACGUGUCGGCAGAAGACGAAGAUACAGAAGAUGACGAAUAGUCUUGCGUAUUUUAUGCAUUUAUGGGAGAAUUGUAGUAGUUGCAAUUUAAGGUAUUAGAAAGUUAAAAGAAUCGAACAGACUUUAACAUUUGGAUCUUUAGUAGCACGAAAUAUGUACAUAUAUUUUUAUAAUUAGACACUGCUCAUCAGAUGAAUCUUGAAGUCUAUGCUAUUCAAAGAUGGCAUUAUCCGUAAAAGCCGGAUCUUCCACAGAAUUCAAUAAAAUGUUAAAAAAGUGGCAAAUGCGUUACCGUGUUCAUCAAAGUUAUUUCGUUCUAAAAUGUGUUUUGUUACUCCAGGUAACAAGUUACUCCAGGGGUAUAGUUCACAACAAUGCUCGGCGACUCCUACCUCUAUCUCUGCAUUACGAAUUUUCGAACCCUAAUAUGACGUUAUUAUAAGAAACUCGGAAUUGUACAGAUCGUAGUGCACUAUGCGGAAACCGUGUAAUGAGAGUUCCAUUUUAUAGGAGGGUUUACUUUAGUGGCCGACAAUGUUUCGUUUUCCUACGAGCGAAUUUCAACUGUUUUUAAUACCCACACGGAACAUAAAAAUGUACAUGUCUAAGGUACGAUUUGUUUAAUUUUGUAAGUUGUCUGAUAAAUAAUUACGAACGAAUUAUUUAAUACGUCACGAAUUAGUGACCCGUGAAGGUGUAUUAUAAGUUUUAAUAGUUUUAUAAUUUUAUAAGUUACAAUAAAGUUUUAUUCCAAUUUCUGAA
Molecule: messenger RNA, 3970 nt
Organism: Megalopta genalis
Lineage: Eukaryota; Metazoa; Arthropoda; Insecta; Hymenoptera; Halictidae
Gene: Cap-G
Product: Chromosome associated protein G
Biological process (GO): mitotic chromosome condensation
Cellular component (GO): condensin complex; cytoplasm; condensed chromosome
Source: RefSeq, a predicted model, not a curated record